UCUGACGCCGGUCGCGCAGUCAGCAUGGUUGGAUUUUCGCGCAGUUUUUCACCGGUCCUUCCGUGCUGAGGCUCCGACUUGGUGCUCCACGUAAUUCCAGUUGCUCGCAGUCGUGCGUGAUAUCGGUGCGCGUCGCGUACGUCUCGUCGUGAGCGCGUAAAGUGACGUUUGGCGCAACAAUUGAGAGCGACAAGUCCGAGAAACGACGCCAGAUGCUUCGACCUAACCUCCAAGCACAAAAACCGCCCCGAGGGAGCACGCUCGCUGCUGCACGGCAACGAUAACUCGCAUACGUUGCAUCAAUGUACUACGCAUGAAUCUCUCUCUUUCUCUCUCUCUCUCUCUCUCUCUCUUUUUCGCGUGUCCCUUCGAAUUUCGCGGAAUCUGUGAUUUCUCGCGACGCGAUCGAUUUCGUGUGACAACACGGUAAACAAGGAGAUAGAAGGAGGGAAAACGAGAAGAAGUCUGAAGUUUCCGCGUAUAUCGUAGAACUCUUUCGCGGCGCAUUUUAGUCGAUGAUGUGAGAGAUUAACGAAGAGAGGAGCGAGAAGAAAAGCGACUCAUAAAUGACAGUGUAGUGAGAGAGAAACGAAAGGACAGAGAGAAAGUUCUGCUUUUCAAGGCAAACCGUAAAUCUGGACCACAGGGGAAAGGAGAAGAAAGAUCUUCCCUUCGAAAUUCAUCGAAUCAAAUUCGUCGAAUUUUAUAGAAUUUUCUUCGUAACGAGCGAUACCAUGGGAUUCGUGGUAUUCCCCGAUGCUGCGCGAGAAGGGUCGCCGACGCAAAGAGAUAAACUCUGAAAAUUGUUUCGUGUAGGAAGAGAGAGCGUUGCGUCUGUACAUCGUUUCUAAUUGACAGAUAGAGGAAGGAAAGCCAACGGCAAAUAAUUAGAAGCGGGAAUGAGAAGAGGGUCGGAGGGUGGAAGACAACGAAACAUUCGAAAUUUACGAGUGAGUCGGUUUGCUCGCACGUCGUAGGAUUCAAGGUGGCGUCUAAGGACGGUCGUAUACUAUAACAAAUGGUCUAGCCGUGAGCUAGCUCGCCGUGCAACGACACCGGAAAUAGGCGAUAUCUAUCCAGCGAGUGAAUAGAAAGAUCCGCGAAAACUCAUAAGAACACACGAUGUGAAGUUUCAAACACGACCCUGCUUGUCUUCCGCGGAGCAAAUUGUGCACAAAGAGAUCGUCGACGAUGAGACGCCGCGCGUUUUGCGACGAUUGUCCUGCAAGAGAACGCUUCGCCAUUUUUUAAACUCGCGAUUUAAAUUCCAAGAAUGAUGAGGCGUUGCGCAACUCGACAUUGAGAUUUCGAAAAGGAUAAGAUCCAUGGUAAUCCGGCCAGAUGGGUUAAAGACGACCCCGAUCGACGGCGCGAUCUCGUGCUGCUUGCAAAAUGGCGAUCGUAGAGCAUUUUCGAAAGUGCAACAAGUGGUGUACGAAUCUUCGAUGUUGAGACGUCAUCGAUGUUACCCGAUAGACGGACGACGGGAUUUGAUCCGGGACCGAUCGCGACCGGUUGGAUCGAAGCUCUCGGACAGAAGGACGGUUUCUUAGAGAUGUGCGCGAUGGACCGGCGAGAUUAAGCGCAUCUAAUGAACUCUGAAUCCGUUUCUCUCUCGUCUCCAGUACGAUCGUCUCGAAAUUUCUUCAUCAAGGUUCUCUUUGCUGGACUAAGUAGAUUUACCUUGACCAACGAAUCGAGAGUCGAAAAGCUUCGAUCGGAUGCUGUUGCUUAACCUCGUCAAAGUACUUCAUUGAUCGAGAGAUCGAGAGAUAGACGAAGACUAGCUGGGAUUUUAACUUGAUUCCACUGAAUUCUCUCGAACUCGAAUACGUAUAUUAACGCCGUCAAUGUGUGUGUGUUGUGAGAUAUUUAUCAAUUAAAGAAGAAGAAGCAUUGAUGCUGGAGGGAAGAUUAGAAACGCGAGUCCAUGGAGACAAAGACGCUCGAUAUUGAACGGACGAAAGAGACACUCGCUGGGAAUUACCAACAAUUCUUGAAACUGCUACGAAGUCUCCUGUCGGCGGAUCUACUGAAUAACGUCGUAACGGCAUUCAUGCGUCAUGGGCAAACACGUUCACUGACACGCUCAAGGACGAGCAUCUUGCGAUAAUCCACGUCAAGGCGUUGUCGCAUUCGCAGAGAGCAUCGUCGAGUGAGACGAUAGUGAUGAGGAUAACCGCGAACGAAGCUGGCGUUCCUCUACUAGGCGCCGUUGGUCCGCGCUAUGUCGUCAAGCAGGCGACGGUGAAGCGCUGUGUCCUGGCGCUACUUCUCAUCUCCGUCGCCAGCAUAUUCUACUACACUCACUACAUCAUCAGCAGUGGAUCACUAUCUAGUUUGAUACACCGAGAUACAAGGCCGGAGCCAGCGAUACGAUGUUCAACUCUAAGAGGAGCAACUAGACUGCCGUCAGCACCAGACCAUCGUAGUGAAGCUCGAUUAAGGAUAGAUCCGAAGGUGCUGGUCUUUGUAGAAACUCUCUAUUCGAGGUUGGGUCGAGAAAUAGCUGAACUGCUAGUUUAUAAUCGAAUAAAGUACAAAGUGGAAGUGACCGGCAAGUCUUUACCUGUGUUGACGAAUCUUGAUAAAGGUCGAUAUGGGGUACUGAUUUUCGAGAAUCUAAACAAGUAUCUGCAGAUGGACAAAUGGAAUCGUGAAUUAUUGGAUAAAUACUGCAGAGAAUAUUCAGUUGGCAUUGUGGGUUUUGCUCCUCCUGGAGAAGAGAGCCUAGUCGGUGCUCAACUCAAGGGCUUUCCACUUUUUAUACAUACAAAUCUCAGAUUGAAGGAUGCUCAGUUGAAUGCAGCGUCUCCCAUUCUUCGAUUAACCAGAGCAGGGGAAACGGCCUGGGGACCACUUCCUGGCGGUGACUGGACUAUUUUUCAGGCCAAUCACAGCACCUACGAGCCGCUAGCUUGGGCGCACCGAGACAGCCUCGACUAUCCGGCCAACAAAAGUCCCCUAGCCACCGUCAUCCAGGACCAUGGCAGAUACGAUGGAAUUCAAAGAGUUCUUUUCGGCGGUGGCCUCAGAUUUUGGCUGCACAAACUGUUACUGCUGGACUCGUUGUCUUAUUUAUCGCACGGACAAUUAAGUCUCAGUUUGAAUCGUAUGAUCCUAGUGGACAUUGACGAUAUAUUCGUCGGCGAAAAAGGUACCAGAUUAAAAAAAGACGAUGUAAUGGCAUUGUUGGCCACUCAGCAAAGAAUUCAAGCUCUAGUGCCGGGGUUCAAAUUCAAUUUGGGGUUUUCCGGGAAGUAUUUUCAUCACGGGACAGCGGAGGAGAAUUUGGGGGACGACAUGCUUUUGGAGAACGUAGACAGAUUUACGUGGUUUUCCCACAUGUGGAAUCACCAACAACCGCAUCUAUACGAGAAUGUAACUCAUCUACAAUUGGACAUGGCGUUGAACAAGCAAUUCGCAAAGGACCACGGUAUACCGACCGGAAGCGGAUACAGCGUAAGUCCGCAUCACUCCGGCGUUUACCCGGUCCAUGAAGGUCUCUACGAAGCGUGGAAACGAGUAUGGAACAUCAAGGUCACGAGCACCGAAGAGUAUCCGCACCUGAGGCCGGCACGUUUGAGACGCGGCUUUAUUCAUCGUAACAUAAAGGUUCUACCGAGGCAAACUUGCGGCCUUUUUACUCACACGAUUUUUAUCGAGAGAUAUCCAGGCGGAAGGGAAAAGCUGGACGAGUCGAUACAGGGUGGUGAACUUUUUCAAACGAUUGUAUAUAACCCGAUAAAUAUUUUUAUGACACAUAUGUCGAAUUAUGGAAACGAUCGAUUGGCAUCAUACACUUUCGAAUCGGUUAUAAAAUUCAUUCAGUGUUGGACAAACUUAAGACUAUCCAGCGCACCGCCUCUCCAACUUGGGGAACGUUACUUUCAGUUAUAUCCCGAAGAGGCUGAUCCAGUGUGGGGAAAUCCAUGCGACGAUCAGAGACACCAAAAAAUCUGGUCUCGUAAUAAAACUUGCGAUCAAUUGCCGCGAUUUCUAGUAAUCGGACCUCAAAAAACCGGCACCACGGCAUUGUAUACGUUUUUGUCUAUUCAUCCAGCAAUAAGCAGCAAUCUACCGAGUCCCGACACUUUUGAAGAGAUACAGUUUUUCAAUGGAAAGAAUUAUUACAAAGGUCUCGAUUGGUACAUGAGCUUUUUUCCGGCAUCGAAAAAUGAGAGUUCUCGAUAUCUGUUUGAGAAAUCUGCCACUUAUUUCGAUGGAGAAUUAGUACCACGGAGGACUCAUGCGCUUCUUCCGAGAGCUAAGCUAAUCACUAUAUUGUUGUCUCCAGCUAGACGUGCUUAUUCAUGGUACCAGCAUACCAGAGUGCACGGAGAUCCGGUAGCGAACAAUUACUCCUUCCAUGAGGUCAUUACAGCAAGCGAUUCUGCACCGAAACCCUUACGGGACCUUAGAAAUAGAUGUCUAAAUCCCGGAAAAUACGCCCAGCAUUUAGAGAGGUGGUUGUCGUUUUAUUUACCACAGCAAUUGCACAUCAUCGAUGGCGAACAGUUACGGCAAAAUCCUGUGGAAACACUGCACGAAUUGCAACGAUUUUUGAAGAUAACACCUGCGUUCAAUUAUUCCUCGCAUCUGAGAUACGAUCCGAAAAAAGGUUUCUUCUGUCAAGUCACUAACGAAGAUCGCACUAAAUGUCUGGGAAAAAGUAAAGGUCGCCAGUAUCCACCAAUGGAAGAUAGAUCGUACAAAUUAUUACAGAGAUAUUAUUUAUCUCACAACACAGCUCUAGUGAAAUUAUUAAAGCGGCUUGGGUCCAGAACGAUCCCACAGUGGCUGAAGGAAGAUCUAACCGACACUGUGAUGACCUAG
Molecule: messenger RNA, 4836 nt
Organism: Camponotus floridanus (Florida carpenter ant)
Lineage: Eukaryota; Metazoa; Arthropoda; Insecta; Hymenoptera; Formicidae
Gene: sfl
Product: bifunctional heparan sulfate N-deacetylase/N-sulfotransferase
Exons: 13
Coding region: 2170-4836 (888 amino acids)
Cellular component (GO): Golgi apparatus
Molecular function (GO): heparan sulfate N-sulfotransferase activity; deacetylase activity
Source: RefSeq, a predicted model, not a curated record